AUGCCGUGCUUAAACAUUUUCACGAACAUCGCCAAGUCACAAAUACCACAAAAUCUUGUGUCAAAAAUUAUCCCAGUUCUAGUGAAAGGCGUGAAAAAACCACCAGAGAAUUUCAUCUGCGUGGUCAACGCCGAUUGUUUCUUGAAUAUGAAGGAGGACCCAGUAGCUCCUGGUAUUGUAGCGACAUUGGAAUCCAUUGGUCAUUUAGGUCCAGAGGAAAACGACAUAAUUGUUAAGGAGCUAGCGAAAUUCUUUGAAAAAGAACUCGGCGUGCAACCUAGCAGGUUCUUCCUAACAUUCUACGACCUUGAAAAGCAUAACGUCGCAAUUAACGCAAGCACCAUUAAAGGAUGA
Messenger RNA from Danaus chrysippus (African queen), 354 nucleotides. Lineage: Eukaryota; Metazoa; Arthropoda; Insecta; Lepidoptera; Nymphalidae. The record is from the annotation of a GenBank genome assembly.